This is a messenger RNA of Tripterygium wilfordii, 1690 nucleotides long. Its product is annotated as exonuclease V, chloroplastic-like. Lineage: Eukaryota; Viridiplantae; Streptophyta; Magnoliopsida; Celastrales; Celastraceae. The record is from RefSeq and is a predicted model, not a curated record. The coding region runs from base 126 to 1358 and encodes 410 amino acids. Gene Ontology annotation, molecular function: single-stranded DNA 5'-3' DNA exonuclease activity. Gene Ontology annotation, biological process: interstrand cross-link repair. Gene Ontology annotation, cellular component: nucleus. The transcript is spliced from 7 exons.
AGCGCACCCAUUCCAACGGGCCUGAAAUCUUAAAUCCGAAGCAACUCGUACAUAACUCACGACUCACUCAAACCCCUUAGACCCGGCGUGGCCAACUGUCAUUUUUUCCAACUAAAUCGUUCAAAAUGAGCGAAUCACAGUCCGAGUCGUUCUCCAACUCGCCCCAUAACCGCCAAACCACCGAUAACAGUCCCACGAUCCCAAUCGAGAUCGUGAGCGAAGAAGAAAUGGCUCUUCUUGAAGCAGCUUUAGCGGCAACUCGCUCUUCUUUCUCUUCCCCCGCUAUUUCUUCAAUUUGUUCUCCCUCUCGAUCCUCUCAGUUCCAGAGGAAUGCGAGGUCUGUUCACUCCAUUACUCUCCUUUCUAAGAGGCGAUUGUCGUAUUGCUCCCAAUCGGAUAUUGAGGAUUUCGGUGGCACCCAGAAGAGGAACAGAGUGCCUGAGUCGUUGCUGCAGCGGUUCAGAAAGAAUAGAGGCUUGAAUGUCACCGAUAUCACCGCCACGGAAUGGUGUGAAAAACAAAUGGAGUUCACUCUCCUCUUUGGCAAACGAGAAGUCAACGAAGCCAUGAAAGCGGGUAGUGUUCGCCACGCAAAACUAGAAGAAGAGGUUGUUAAAAAAGUCGAAGUUCGAGUUAAAUCUAUUGAAGAUAUUUGGGCUCUGAAGUUUUUGAAUUUCAUAACUGGUGCCAAGCAAUUACUGUUCGAAGGACUAACUCGUGAACUUCCUCUAAUAUGCUUUGUGGAAGGUGUGUGGAUGGUGGGCGUGGUUGACGAAGUCCAAUUGCCAACAACAGACCCCAAUAGAUAUCCUGUUCUAGUGGAGACAAAAACUCGUGUUCAAGACACACUUCCUGCUGAACCACAAAGAAGGAAUGGAAGGCUUCAGUUAAUGUGCUACAAGUAUAUGUGGGACAGUUUGGUUGCUGAUAAAUUUCCCUCCAGGCAGUUUUUUGAUUUCUUUUCCUUGGAUCCUUAUUAUUUAUUAAGUGAAGAAAUUCAAGUGAGCACUGCAAGCUCAGGAUUUCAUGUAAAGACCCUCGAUGAUGUACUUAAAUGCUAUAGUAACACAUGUGAAAUGCUGCUCCCUGCUCAUGACCUGCUGUUGUUGAGAUAUGAGCUACAAAGGGAUAAUACAGUGCUUGGCGAGGAUCAUUUCACUUAUGAUCCCGACUGGGUGAAGAGUCAAUUACAGGGCUGUCUGGAGUUUUGGCUGGGCGAGCGAAAAGCUAAUUUCAUUCUCGAAGAAGAGCAAUGGAAAUGUCGUUAUUGCCAAUUUGCCUCCGUGUGCCCUGCAAACUCAAAGCCUGAUACCACACCAAGCUUGGAAAAGACGAACCCUAAUGGCACUCCAAACUAAGCAAUAUACUUCAAACUUUUUCUUGCUUGUUCUUUGAUCGGCUUCCUUGGUCUGAACUAGCAAGAUCCUUGCAGAGGAGCAACAAUUUUUUAUGCAAGCUUCUUUGCACUGCUGUGUUUGCUAACCUGAAGACAUAUUGGUAUCUUUCCUUCUGUAUGUGCUGCAGUAAUUUACCAUUUCUCCAUAGAAAUGUCUGGGUAUGUGCUGCAAUUAUUUAUCAUUUCUGUAUAGAAAUGUAUGUAUCUGUUGUAGGCUUUGUUGAUUCAUCAUUGUACUAAUGAAUUCCUAAUUUAUAGUGAUAUUUAUUCUUUGAAAAUAAUGGACAUCUCUCU